Bipolaris oryzae ATCC 44560 is the source of this 987-nucleotide messenger RNA. RefSeq lists its product as uncharacterized. The record is from RefSeq and is a predicted model, not a curated record. Bases 1 to 987 code for a protein of 328 amino acids. NCBI's taxonomy places the organism in Eukaryota, Fungi, Ascomycota, Dothideomycetes, Pleosporales, Pleosporaceae. Gene Ontology annotation, biological process: TOR signaling; regulation of actin cytoskeleton organization. The transcript is spliced from 4 exons. Gene Ontology annotation, molecular function: protein binding. Gene Ontology annotation, cellular component: TORC1 complex; TORC2 complex.
AUGUCAGUCAUUCUCUGCACUGCUGGUUAUGACCACACUAUCCGAUUCUGGGAAGCGCUGUCUGGAAUCUGCUCCCGUACCAUUCCCCACCCAGACUCGCAAGUCAAUCGUCUUUGCAUAUCGCCCGACAAGCGUUACCUCGCCGCUGCCGGCCAUCAUACUGUAAAACUCUACGACAUUAAAUCGACGAACCCGAAUGCGAUCCUUACCUUUGACGGCCAUACUUCGAACAUCACCGGUGUCGCGUUUCACUGCGAAUCCAAGUGGCUAGUCACUUCAUCGGAAGAUGGCACGGUUAAGAUUUGGGAUACACGGUCAGGCAAUGUCCAGCGCAACUACACACACGGUGUUCCGGUCAACGAUGUUGUGAUCCAUCCUAAUCAGGGAGAAUUGAUCAGUUGCGAUCGCGGUGGCAACGUAAGGAUCUGGGACCUCGGCGAGAACAAGUGCUCGCAUCAGCUCAUUCCCGAAGAUGAUGUUAGUGUCGCAAGCGUGACUGUUGCCAGCGACGGCAGUAUGGUUUGUGCUGGAAAUAAUGCUGGCAAUGUCUAUGUCUGGCGAAUGAUUCAACGUAGCGAUACUACAUCCAUCUUGCCUAUAUGCAAGUUCAUCGCACAUACAACCUACAUCACUCGGGUUCUCCUCUCCCCCGAUGUCCGCCAUCUAGCCACUUGCUCCGCCGACCACACAGCCCGCAUUUGGUCCGUCGACACCUCAGCCCCCCAUAAUGUCACGCCCAACGACAAUCUCCCCUCAGCUAGCGAACGCGACCCAGCAGCCUUCCCGCUCGAGACCACACUACACGGUCACCAGAGGUGGGUCUGGGACUGCGCUUUCUCGGCUGAUAGCGCAUAUUUAGUCACGGCCUGUUCGGACCAUUAUGCGCGACUGUGGGAACUAGGUAGUCAAAGCAUCAUUCGGCAAUACAACGGACACCAUCGUGGAGCCGUCUGCGUGGCCUUGAACGACACUGCUGUUGGUAAUUAG